Fulvia fulva is the source of this 489-nucleotide messenger RNA. RefSeq lists its product as uncharacterized. The record is from RefSeq and is a predicted model, not a curated record. NCBI's taxonomy places the organism in Eukaryota, Fungi, Ascomycota, Dothideomycetes, Mycosphaerellales, Mycosphaerellaceae. The transcript has 2 exons. The coding region runs from base 1 to 489 and encodes 162 amino acids.
AUGGCUACCACACAGAAAGCAAGUCUACUCAGCCUCCCUCGCGAGCUCCGGGACACCAUCUACUCCCACCUCUACACCGGCCAAGACGUGGACAUUACCCAGUCUGGCCACGCAGCUCGCAAGACCGCCUUGCUAGGCACCUGCCACCAGCUCCGCGCCGAAGCCGCCGAGUCUUACUAUACAAAGGUCAUCUUCUUCGUACCACUGCUCGCUGACCCGACUCGAUGGUCGCUUAAGAUGCGCGACGAGCAUGCCAGACUGGUUACAUAUGUUCGGCACGACCAGGACCAGCUUUCUGCCAGACCGAGUCUGUAUCAUUCGCUGGAGUUCUUGAUUAUGCGGUGCGAUGAGGAGGAUGAUCGAGUGGACUGGGCGGGGGUGUUGAGGAUGUAUUGGUAUAUCGAGGAUGAGUGUGAUGAUGAGGAUGAGGGUGUUGGCUGGGCCCGGUUGUGGGAGUUGCCCGAGGAGGCGAAGGAGCUGAUGGAAUAG